UUCCGUUCGAAGAAAGAAAAAGAGCAGCAUAGUCUGUUUAGAAAAAUGUCUGCAUUCCGAGCAUAUGAAGCAAAACUCAAUGAAAUUCAUGGUGUUGAUGGCUUUUCUGAUGAAGAAAUCUUGGAAUCAGAGAAGGCGUCAGUGCGUAUACCAUCGACGCCAUCUUUGAAUGUACGAAUUAGAUCCGAUUCACUAUCAAAGUCAUCUUUGUACACACCGCACAGUAAUGAAGUAACAUGGUGUGGACAAACAGCCGCAAUAAAAGAACAAGAAAUGCGCGAAAUACAGAAACAUGGACGAGCAAGAUCACGAACACUUCCGGUUCAACAGGAACCACUACUUAAACUACCUCAAGAAGGUUUUAUUUCAAAGAUGAGACGCCGGUUUAUUUCCACUGAUAGUUAUAAAGAAAAAGACGUGGAAAAAGCAGAAAUUCCUCCUGUGGUUGAUUCAAGACCGGAAAGGGUCCGGAAACGCGCCCAGAGUGAAAGCUUUAAUCUCAUGGAUGCUGUCAGUAUCUUCACUGAUGAAGAACAAAAGGAAGUUGAUCAGUUAUCGAAGAUGUUGGCAACACUGCUUGAUCAACAGGAAGUACGGACUAAAGUUGAGAAUAUUUCACCGCCGAGGUUGCGGCGAGUGCCGAUUGUACCUAUGGUAAGCCGGAAAGGUUCCUUGAUGCCUCCAAGUCCUUCUCAAUUCCAUGGUGGACGUAGAUUCUCAUUGAAUCCUGUUGAUGAUGGUAAUCAUAUUCCGAUUAGUCCUGCUCUGACUAAACAAAGGAGGUUUUCAUUGAGACCACAAGUCAGUAUAUCAAACACGCCUAGUCCUGUGCAUAGAAGGAUGAGAAAGGAUAACAAAGACAAUGUUAUUAUUGAACAUGAACAAAUGAAGUAAACAAAACUGUUAUGAACAAAUAUUAUCUAGGAUAUAUUAGGAGAUAGUGUAUUUAUUCCGUGUUGUUUUCUAUUGUUUUAUUGAUUUUUAG
Dalotia coriaria is the source of this 985-nucleotide messenger RNA. RefSeq lists its product as uncharacterized. The record is from RefSeq and is a predicted model, not a curated record. The transcript has a single exon. Lineage: Eukaryota; Metazoa; Arthropoda; Insecta; Coleoptera; Staphylinidae. Bases 46 to 894 code for a protein of 282 amino acids.